Molecule: messenger RNA, 2625 nt
Organism: Talaromyces proteolyticus
Lineage: Eukaryota; Fungi; Ascomycota; Eurotiomycetes; Eurotiales; Trichocomaceae
Product: putative C6 transcription factor
Exons: 2
Coding region: 1-2625 (874 amino acids)
Biological process (GO): DNA-templated transcription; regulation of DNA-templated transcription
Molecular function (GO): DNA-binding transcription factor activity, RNA polymerase II-specific; zinc ion binding; DNA binding
Source: RefSeq, a predicted model, not a curated record
AUGGAGGAGCUUGAACACGAGGAAGAAGAGGAAGAAGAAGAAGAAGAAGAUGUUGCUCAUGACAAGGACGUCGCUCACGAAGAAGGCGUCGUUGGCGAGGAGGAAGCAGUAGCAACGACGGGUGUUAAGAAACGCUGGCGCCGGAAUCGCGUCGCCUGCGAUGCCUGUCACGCCCGCCGUGUGAGAUGUGAUCGCGCAUUUCCCUGCUCUCGAUGCGUUGGAAGUAGCAUCCGCUGUGAGCUGACACGGGAACGCCGCAAGCGGGGUCGUAUUCCUCGAAAUGAUGCCUCUCGAGCAAAUAGUUCCUUUGUACGAGAAACACCAAGGGCUGAUUAUGGUGUUGGUAAUGGGCAGAGGAAGCCAGAACCACACCAGCAAGACUUUAUCAGCGUGGUAACCAACCCCCCUCUCGCCGACCAAAUCCCACCAACAGCACAUUUCUCUCGCUCCGCUCCUACCUCCCCAGAUAAAAGAUUGGAACCAUCGGCGAACAGCAGUGGUGAACGCCAAUCGCGGACAGAGAACAUACAACCCUCGCCCAAGGAAUCAGGGACCGGGGUUGCGAAAGCUGUUGAAGAUUGGAUGUCUAGAUCAAACGGCUUCCAGCAAGCCCCAUAUCCAUAUCCGAUAUUUGGAGAUAUUGGACUCGCGGAUGGGUUAUUUGACCUACCACUCGAAAUGUUUGGGAUGAAUGAUAUCAAUGGUUAUCAAGUAUCACGAUCCGCAUCGCGACAACGUAUGAGCAACGGUCAAACUCCACGGGCACAGGAGGUGCCUCUCAAAUAUCCUGUUCUGGCACCACUAAUGCCAUUUAUCGAACCGUAUCUUUCUCGAACCUUGGUAUAUGAUCUGAUUGAUUUGUACUUCACAAGUGCAUUUUCCACUAUCAUGCAUCCGGUUUGUCAUCAUAUUCACUGUUACGUUGUACGCAAGGCAUCAUUCCUAAGCCGCGAAAGCCCUCGCAACAGCAGUCCAGCAUUGAUAUCUAGUAUGCUCUGGGUAGCAGCACUUGACGACCGGGCUUUUUCAUUAUCUAUAUCACCUCAGAAACGUAAGAAACUUUGUCGGUUCCUAUGCGCUUUGACAGUCCGGCUCUUACGUCCAUUGAUCCACGUUUCGUUCAAGGAUGACGAUACUGUACCUAUAAUCGAAAACGAUCACAGCUUUCCGAAUCCUGCCUACGACAAUACGCAAUAUUUUGGAGAAGGUGGUGAUGAUAGAGGCCUGGUUGGACCGGCAGGCUCGUUAGAUGAUGUCAUUACAUAUAUGCACAUUGCCUCGAUAGUAUCUGCAAGCGAGCAAAAGGCUGCUAGUAUGCGAUGGUGGCACGCUGCAUUCACCCUGGCAAGAGAGCUGAGGUUAAACCAGGAAGUCGAGGUGACACCAAGUCUGGAGAGCCCAGUCGAAAGUUCAUCCAGACCCUUUGAAUUUGCCGAGGGUACGGGCCGAGCUACCGGUAGCAACGGCGCCCAUGCUGAUUAUUUCUCUCAACCCGGCCGGUUGAGCUUGAAUUGCAUAUGCACAACACCACAUCGACCCAAUUUAAUGACAGAGGAACAUCGUGAGGAACGUCGCCGAGCAUGGUGGCUGUUGUAUAUCAUGGACCGUCAUUUGGCACUAUGCUACAACCGACCUCUCGCAUUACUCGAUGCCGAAUGCGAAGAACUUUUACUUCCCCUCGAUGAGGGACCCUGGCAAGCUGGCGAGGUACACAGCAACAGUCCCAAGCCGGAUGGCCCUCAGUGUCUCGUGACAGGCGAUAAAACAAAAAGACGCUGCUUCCCAAACUUUGCGUGCAACAAUCACUCCGUUUUUGGGUUCUUCCUACCACUUAUGACCAUCACAGGAGAAUUAAUUAACCUUAACCAAGCAAAAAACCAUCCAAUUCUUGGUAUGCGACUCCAGGGUAAGGAGGCCUGGGAUGUACAGGUCAACGAGGUUCUACGCCAGUUGGAUACAUACAAGGCGACUUUACAUGCCUUUGCGUCACAACACCCUUCGCCUCCUGCUCCACCACCACGGCAUGCCUUAGCCACACAGCAGAAUGGGGUAUCCCCAUCAAUUCUCAGCGAAGGAGUCAAUAUCGACGAAAAUAACCUGACUUCUUACCAUUCCUGGCAUACGCAGACCGUAAUUGCCUAUGCAUCCUAUGUCGUUCAUGUACUGCAUAUUCUUCUCAUGGGCAAGUGGGAUCCAGUCGCACUGCUCGAAGACAAGGACUUCUGGACCUCAUCUCCCACAUUCGCAUCCACAAUUUCGCAUGCUCUUGAGGCCGCGAAUGCCCUAGAGCAAAUCCUACACUACGAUCCAGACGUCAGCUUCAUGCCAUACUUUUUCGGCAUUCAGCUUCUUCAAGGCAGCUUUCUGCUCCUCCUCAUCGUUGAGCGAUUGCAAAAGGAGGCCGGGGAGGGUAUCCUCAAGGCAUGCGAAGUUGUGAUUCGCGCAACGGAGUCGUGUGUCGUCACGCUGAACACAGAGUAUCAACGCAACUUCAGACAGGUUAUGCGAAGUGCAGUUGCACAGGCUAGAGGGCGUCCUGUCAAUCAUAGUGAAAUCAGACAUCGACGGAAGGCUGUGUUAGCGUUGUAUCGCUGGACAAGAAAUGGAACGGGGUUAGCUUUGUAA